UACACUCCUGAAGCACACCUCGUUAUCUCGGAGAGCCCCCAUCCGUACCGCUGAGUUCGCACCGAAUCGACAAGGACUGGAGAAGAGCCCAAAGAAGGUGUGGAGAAGACAAGUGCCCCGGAACUCCAGCAUGGGCAGCAUUUCCACGGAAAGCGCCGUGACUGCGGACGAGCCCGUCCGGAUCGCGCAGGAGACUCUCCAGAGCAGAAAGUUGCAGGCGGAGCGCCCGGCGAAACGGGACAGCCUGCACAGGGUGUUUGUCAACAGGAGUCUGACCCUGGAGAACAUCAGAUGCUAUGGCUUUGACAUGGACUACACCCUGGCUAUGUACAAAUCCCCAGACUAUGAGGAAGUGGGCUUUGAGCUUCUGAGGGACAGGCUGGUGUCCAUCGGUUACCCACACGAACUACUGCAGUACAAGUACGACCCCACCUUCCCUACACGAGGCCUGGUGUUUGACACCAUGUACGGCAACCUCCUGAAGGUGGAUUCCCACGGUAACAUCCUGCUGUGCGCGCACGGAUUUACUUUCCUCAAAGGCUCAGAGAUCCAGACAUAUUACCCAAACAGGUUCAUACAAAGAGACAACACUGACCGUUUCUACAUCCUCAACACCCUCUUCAACCUCGCAGAAACAUACCUCUACGCCUGCCUUGUGGACUUCUUCAGCAGUUGCACCAGAUAUAUAAACAAAUUGAAGGGCUACAGGCACGGAGACCUGUUCAUGUCAUUUCGAAGCAUGUUCCAAGAUGUGCGAGAUGCCAUGGACUAUGUGCACGACACGGGCAGUCUCAAGGAGAAGACCUUGAAGAACCUGGAGAAGUAUGUCAUCAAAGAUCCACGCCUCCCGCUGCUGCUGAGCCGAAUGAAGGAGGUGGCUAAAGUGUUCCUGGCCACUAACAGUGACUACAGCUACACAGAGGCCAUCAUGACCUACUUAUUCGAUUUCCCCCAUGGGCCCAAGCCCGGAACCCCAAAGCGCCCCUGGCGCUCCUUCUUCGACCUGGUUGUUGUGGAUACCAGGAAACCGCUCUUCUUUGCAGAGGGGACUGUCUUGAGGCAGGUGGACACGACCACGGGAAAGCUGCGCAUUGGGACGUACACGGGUGACUUGCAGCACGGAACCAUCUACUCUGGAGGCUCCUCUGACAUUGUGUGUGAGCUGCUUGGGGUAAAGGGUAAGGACAUCCUGUACGUGGGUGACCACAUCUUUGGGGACAUCCUGAAGUCGAAGAAGAAGCAGGGCUGGAAGACGUACCUGGUUGUGCCUGAGCUGGCCAAGGAGCUGCAGGUGUGGUCGGAGAAGAACUAUCUAUUCGAGGAGCUGAAGACUCUGGACGUCUUUCUAGCCGAUCUCUACAAAGACCUGGACAGCGGUAGCACGGAGCUUCCGGACAUCAGCGCCAUCCAGAAUAGAAUCAAGAAGCUGACCCACUGCAUGGACAUGGGCUACGGGAAGAUGGGCAGCCUGCUGCGCUGUGGCUCCCGCCAGACGCUCUUCGCCAGUCAGCUGAUGCGCUACGCCGACUUGUACGCGUCUUCCUGCCUCAAUCUGCUCUACUACCCGUUCAGCUACCUGUUCCGAGCACCGCCUGUCCUGAUGCCCCACGAGUCCACCAUGGAUCUGCUGCCCCUGGAUUUCCCUGUGUCCGAAAAAUCCGUGGCCAAUCACGUGCUGAGGCUCACAGACGCUAAGAGAAAAAUCGUGGAGCAAGACACAGACAGCAACGACGAGGAUUGAAGGAACCGCUACCCAGGUGGAUGUGGGACGGACAGCGUGUGUGUACGUGUGUGUGUGUGUGUGUCUGGCAGAGGGCUCGUUCCUUUAUGGUCUCCCACUCUACAGCUCCACAGUCAUUGUUCUCCUCCUUCUCCACAUCAUGAGUAUCUUACCCAGAGGCUGUGGUGUCACCAGCACUGCGGACUGCAGUGUGGGUGCAGUGACACAGAGCAGAGGCGGGUGUGGAGUAAACACGGUACACUGAGACACUGCACCACAAAACAGACAGGACUGCAAAGGACACUGACAACAGUAACCAUAACAAUACCGAUGAUGGUAAAAUGAGAGUUUAUCAUUCCUGGUUGGCCACUGUCUGGUUACCAGUGAAGUUCUGAGAUUUUUGCAAACCUCCACUUAACAAUACAGUUAGAGCAGUCUGAGGAAAGUGGCAAUCUAAAAUGAAGUUUUCAGGAAACAUUUCACAAGUUUAUACUAUUAUUAUUGCUAGCUGUAAAUGCACAUUGGGUAAUAAUAACUAACAUUACUAUUAUGAAGGACUAAUUGACUAGAUACUAACCCACUUCAAUGAAGCAUAGGUGUCAGCUUAAAAUAUAUAAACAUGGAAUUAGAAAUGUUUUUAAACGACUAAGACGUUUUAUUUCGGGUAUAUUCUAAUUAAUGUUUUCAUUAACAAGUGUUUGCUCUGCUGAUAAGUGGUAAGUGAGCGGACAAGGGUUUGAUCAUCUAUCCCCACCAGAGCCCUUCAAUUAUAACAUGUUCCUUGUAAGAAUUAAUAUUAAGUGUAAGAAUUCCCUGCUCUUGAGCCGAUGGGUAAACCGUGAGUUGACAUUGAUUCAGCAUGGCUCAGCGUUAAGUAAUGUUACAUUUCCCUGCUGAAAAGUUUCGUUUGAGAAGACAGGCAUCAUUUUAAUCUUUGCUUAUUGUAGUGUUUUUUACCCCAUGAAAUAAGACAGUACGAUUUGUUGGCCGCUCUGCUGCCCCCUUGUGGACAAUCUCAAGAACUGCAGUUGUAUUGGAUGCAGACCGUAUUCAACCGCAAUGCAGCAGGAAUUUUUUUGUUUUACUGUUAUUUAUUCCUACAAAAAAAACAGAAGUGUGAUGACAGACAUCGAAGAAACGUUUAUCUAACACCUUCUGUAACCACAGCCUAUUAUUGUUGUAAUUAUUUGUUAAGGAAAGCUACUAGUUUACAUCAUGGGCUCAGUGAAAGCAGCUUGUUAACGAGAACCUUCCGAGUGCCUUUUCCCCCCAAGAGACCUGCGAGGAUGAUGUUUCACUGUGUUUUACCAUGUUUCAUCCAUUCACCGACUCUGAUGCAUUCCUGGUGUAAACAAGCACUGUGCGGCCAUUAAUUAAACAUUUCAUAUAGAAUUUCGUAAUUUACAUUUAUAAAUGUAGAACUAAGAACUAUAUGGCCGUUAUGGACCAUUUUGGAGAAAAAAGGGUAAUAAUUCGUCUCUGUCGAAAUGUCCGAGUUUGAAUGGGAGGGAUACAGAUCGUGUAACACGUAGGUCUUCCUCUGUUUAAAAAUAAACGUUAAAAAUGCAUUUAAAA
Molecule: messenger RNA, 3295 nt
Organism: Scleropages formosus (Asian bonytongue)
Lineage: Eukaryota; Metazoa; Chordata; Actinopteri; Osteoglossiformes; Osteoglossidae
Gene: nt5c2l1
Product: 5'-nucleotidase, cytosolic II, like 1
Exons: 18
Coding region: 131-1741 (536 amino acids)
Molecular function (GO): 5'-nucleotidase activity
Source: RefSeq, a predicted model, not a curated record